This is a messenger RNA of Trichomycterus rosablanca, 4596 nucleotides long. It is a transcript of the gene myo3a, whose product is annotated as myosin IIIA. Gene Ontology annotation, biological process: regulation of actin filament length; peptidyl-serine phosphorylation; sensory perception of sound. Gene Ontology annotation, cellular component: myosin complex; filopodium tip; stereocilium tip. NCBI's taxonomy places the organism in Eukaryota, Metazoa, Chordata, Actinopteri, Siluriformes, Trichomycteridae. Gene Ontology annotation, molecular function: protein serine/threonine kinase activity; protein binding; microfilament motor activity. The transcript is spliced from 31 exons. Bases 1 to 4596 code for a protein of 1531 amino acids. The record is from RefSeq and is a predicted model, not a curated record.
AUGUUCCCACAGUCUGGAGGGAAUUCUCUGGUGUUUGAUAGUUUUCCAGAUCCAUCACACACCUGGGAGAUCACAGAGACGAUUGGAAUAGGAACUUAUGGCAAAGUCUACAAAGUGCUAAAUAAGACUGAUGGCAGUGAGGCAGCUGUCAAAGUGCUGGAUCUCAUUCAUGAUACUGAUGAAGAGAUUGAGACAGAGUACAACAUCCUGAAAGCCCUGUCUGAUCAUCCAAACGUGGUUAAGUUCUAUGGCAUGUUCUACAAGAACGAUGGUACUAAUUGUGACCAGCUCUGGUUGGUUCUUGAGCUUUGUAAUGGGGGAUCAGUGACUGAUCUAGUAAAAAGAACGCUAAAAAGAGGAACUCUGAUGGAUGAACCCAUUAUUGCAUACAUCGUACAUGAAGCACUUAUGGGCCUACAGCACUUGCAUGAAAACAAAACCAUCCAUCGUGACAUAAAAGGAAACAACAUCCUUCUGACCACUCAGGGAGAGAUCAAGCUGGUUGACUUUGGUGUAUCAGCACAGCUAACCAACACCCGUCUAUGCAGAAACACCUCAGUAGGAACACCAUUCUGGAUGGCACCUGAGGUAAUAGCGUGUGAGCAGCAGUUAGAUUCUGCAUAUGACGCCCGGUGUGAUGUCUGGUCUCUUGGCAUCACCGCCAUUGAACUGGGUGAUGGGAACCCACCACUUUCGAACCUUCAUCCCAUGAAAGCGCUUUUUAACAUCCCACGAAAUCCUUCACCGACUCUGCAGGAGCCAGCUAUCUGGUCUGAUCAGUUCAACAGUUUCAUAUGCAAGUGUCUUAUUAAGGACUUUGAGUUGCGGCCAAAUGUUCAGGAUCUGCUCGAGCAUCCUUUCAUUAAACAGGUCUCAGGUCAAGUGGAACCUCUACAGAAACAGCUGAAGGAGCUUAUAGAACUCAGUCAGCGGAUAGAAGUUAUUGAGAAAACCAGGUACAAGAGGAUCCACACUAAACAAGGCAGCAUCAUGUCUCAGAACGAGGAAGUUGAUAUUCAAGACCUGACAGUCCUGGAAGCCCUUGAUGAAGAUACAGUAACAGAGCAACUGCAGAAGCGUUACGAGAAGGAUCAGAUUUAUACAUAUGUGGGAGACAUCCUUAUCGCACUCAAUCCCUUUCAAACCAUAGAUCUCUACACUCAAGAGCACAUGGAUACGUACAAUGGAGCCAAACGCAAUGAAAACCCUCCUCACAUAUUUGCUGUUGCUGACACCGCCUACCAGUCCAUGGUGUCCAACAACACUGAUCAGUGCAUUGUGAUCAGUGGAGAAAGUGGAGCGGGGAAGACGGAAAGUGCUCACCUCCUCGUCCAGCAGCUUAGUGUACUCGGCAAGGCAGGUAAUCAGACCCUGCAAGAGAAGCUCCUGCAGGUAAACAACCUUGUAGAGGCAUUCGGUAAUGCCCGUACAGUUAAUAAUGAUAACUCCAGUCGCUUCGGCAAAUAUCUGGAGAUGAAGUUUACAAGUGGAGGAGCUUUGGUGAGCUCCCAGAUCUCUGAAUACCUGCUAGAAAAAUCCCGUGUUGUUCAACAAGCUGGUGGAGAGCUUAAUUUUCAUGUUUUCUACUACAUUUACACUGGUCUGGCUGAAAAAAAGGAGCUUGCCCAGUACAAGCUAUCUGAAGAUAAAAUACCAAAGUACCUCAAAAACGAAAAUAUUGAGCUUGUUCCUGAUGUAAUUGGGAAUGCCUCUUACAAGGAGCAGUUUGAGGCAGUGGAGCAGUGUUUCAACGUGAUUGGCUUCACCACUGAGGAAAUAGCGAGUGUGUAUAGCAUUGUUGCUGCAAUCGUAAACGCUGGAGAAAUCGACUUUGAGUCAGUGGCUACCGAACAUCAGCCUGAUAAAAGCAACAUAUCUAACAUGCCUGUCCUGGACAGUGUCGCAUCUCUACUGUGCAUCAGUCCGGAUGAGCUGAAUGAGGCACUUACCCUACAUUGUGUGGUGGCCCGAGGGGAGACCAUUAUUCAACCCAACACAGUGGAGAAAGCCACAGAGGUGCGAGAUGCUAUGGGCAAAACUCUGUACAGACACCUGUUCAGCUGGAUCGUCAGUCGCAUUAACUCUCUGCUCAAACCUGAAAAUCAGAAUGGAGAGGAAGAGAAGGAGCUAACCACCGGCAUCCUGGACAUCUUUGGCUUUGAGAACUUCACACGCAACUCCUUCGAGCAGCUGUGCAUCAACAUCACCAACGAACAGAUUCAGUUCUACUUCAAUCAGCACAUAUUUACCUGGGAACAGGAAGAAUACCAGAACGAAGGAGUGGAUGUAAAAUUGAUUCAGUUUGAGGACAACCAACCUCUGCUGGAUCUUUUCUUGCAGAAGCCGCUAGGCAUGCUAUCACUGCUGGAUGAGGAGAGCAGGUUUCCUCAGGCUACCGAUCAAACCCUUGUCAAAAAAUUUGAGGACAACCUGAAAUCUAAAAACUUUUGGAGACCAAUGAAGGUGGAUCCAGGCUUUGGAAUCACUCACUAUGCUGGAAAGGUGAUCUAUCAUGCUGAUGGCUUCCUGACGAAGAACAGAGAUGCUUUGCCUACUGACAUCAUCCUGCUGCUGAAAUCGUCCAAAAAUGAGCUGAUCAGCACACUAGUCACUAAUGCUCUCAAUAAAACAGGAAAACCUGAUAGCACUAAGGGGAAGGCAGCAGGAACAGCUGGGACAGCAGAACCGGAUGCAAAUGCUCCUCAACGCACUGUAAAGCUGAAUAUUCUGUCUGUGCAGGGUGAGGGCAUGGGAGAAGGCAUACAUCAUCCUCGAGAGACCACCAACAUGAGGAAUCAAACUGUCGCCUCCUACUUCAAAAAUUCCCUGAUGGACCUGCUUUGGAAGAUGGAGACAGCACAGCCUCACUUUGUCCGCUGUAUCAAACCCAACGAAGACAAGCAGGCACAGAAGUAUGACAGGGAGAAGGUUGUGACUCAGCUACGCUACACUGGCAUCUUGGAGACGGCUAAGAUCCGGAAACAGGGCUAUUCGCAUCGCAUUCUUUUCGCCAGUUUUGUUGAAAGAUAUUACACCCUGGCUUUUAAAGUGACUGAAGAACCAGCUGGGACUCCUGAAACAUGUUCAGCUAUUCUUGAGAAGUUGAAGCUGGAAAACUGUGUUUUGGGAAAGACAAAGGUCUUUCUGAAGUAUUAUGAUGUGGAGAACUUAAACCUGACGAUCAAGAAGAAUAUGGACCAUAUUGUGCUGGCGCAGGCAUGUGUGCGGGGUUGGCUGGCACACCGAAGCUACAAAAAGGUUAAGGAAAAGAGAGUGCAAAGUGCUGUAAUCAUACAGUCAGUGUAUAGAGGGUAUCUGGCGAGAAAGGAAUUUAAAAAGCUAAAAGAACAAAACACAGAAGAUACAAAAGAAGAUGCUCCAUCUUCAGAUAAAGAAUCUGCACCUGAUAAUACUGAAGAAAAGGUAGAGGAUGCAACAAAGGAACCCACAAUGGAUGAGAACAAAGCUGCCACAGUUAUCCAGAGCAACUACAGGGGGUAUAAAGAACGCAAAAGGCUUCAGGAGGAAGGGACGCUUCCAGCUAAUCGAAGAAAAGAAUCAAGCACCCAGACUGAGGACCAGGAGUUGGCUGCAGAGCCAUUAGUGGAAGAAAAGCCAGAGGAAACAGGAGAGGAAGGAGCAGAAAAUCCAACUGAAACGCCAGCAGAGGAAGAGAAAGCAGCAGAAGAUUCGAGCACCAGUGAAGCCAAUGAGACAACGGACCCACCACCUGAAAACCAGGAUGAUGCAGCAACAGAAGAAAAGCCAGCAGAAGAGCUGAGCACCGGUGAAUCAGAAGAAGCAGUAGAGUCACCACCUGAAGCUCAGGCAGAGGAGGAACAGACAGCAGAAGAAUCCAACACCAGUCAAGCAGAGCAGGAUGGGGAACCACCAUCUGAAGCUCCAGGAGCGGAAGAGAGUACAGAAGAGCCCAGCAGCAGUCCAGCAGAUCCAAAUGAGGAGAAAGCAGCCAUUGUUAUUCAGAGCAACUACAGAGGAUACAGAGAAAGAAAGAGACUUAAAGCAGAAAAAGAAGCAAACAAUGAUGGCACAGAACCCACUGCCGAAAACGGUGAAGAGGAGGAAAAGAAGGAAGGGAUCCCGGAUGCUCCAGAGCUGGAAAAUGGGGCUGGGGAGGAGCAGGGGCAAAAUGAUGAGCAAGCGGCACAAAAAGACGAGGAAGAAGAAGAUUUUGCUAAACAGGUAAGUACAAUGAGUCAAGACAAGCUGCAGGAGAAGCUGAACCAAAUCAUAAUGGCUCAUCAGAUCGAUCCUGAGAAAAAUGGCAUGUUUUCAAAAGGAACUCCCAUAACCAACUUUUCCCUGACUGAUCAGCAGAAUUCAGCAGCUGAUUUUGGUCAGUUGAGGACAUCUCGCCGAAGCCUACCAAAGGUGCUCAACAAUCCAGAGGACAUGGCUUGCUACAACAUUAUCCAUCGCUCUAUCCAAGAUGAAAAGAUUAAAUCAACAAUGCAAAGCAACUCUUUGUCCAGGACACCCUCAGAAGAAAUGGGGGAAGAUGGGGAAAGUCCUUAUGACUUCAGGAAGCUGCUGAGAAAAACCUCCCAAAGAGGAAGACUUAUUGAAGAUGAUUAG